AUGGAGAAGACACCAAAGAAGAAGAAACUAAGUGAAUCAGGAUCGAGGCAGAGCCUAGGCGGCAGCCCAAGGACCAGCAGGUGCAACUCAAGGACCAGCCAAUGCAGCGGUGGAGAACAGACGAGACCCCAUCAUCCAGCUGCAGCGCUAGCAGUGGACGACGACGAUGCUGUCUUCAUUGGGCUGGCCUCCGAAUUGAAGGAGGAAGGAACGAGGCUUUUCCAAACAAGGGACUAUGAGGGGGCAGCGUUCAAGUUUGACAAGGUGAUCAAGCUAUUGCCACAGGGGCAUAACGAUAUGGCCUUCCUGCACUGCAACAUCGCAGCAUGCUACAUGCACAUGAAUCCUGAGGAGUAUCAUCGUGCCAUCGACGAGUGUAACUCGGCGCUAGAGGCGUCACCGACGUACACGAAGGCACUGCUCAAGAGGGCCCGGUGUUUCGAAGCCCUAGACAGGCUGGAUCUAGCCUGUAGGGAUGUGGAGAAGGUUCUGAGCUUGGAGCCCAACAACGUGACGGCGUCAGAACUCUAUGAGAGUAUUAAGGAGGUGAUGGAGAUGGACGAGCAGGUCUCGUCGCUGCAGAAAUGUCAGGUUGACGAGCCUGCUGCGAUCAAUAUCGCAAAGGAGAGGAUACAGAGGAGGGUGUCGCGGAAAUUUAGAAAUUCCAUAGUCGAGGAGGAGGUAUGGGAGAUGAUGAUUCAUGAGAAUAAUGAAGAGCAGCAGGAAGAGGAGGAGGAGGAUCAUGGGAACAAUAACAGUAAUAAUAACGAGGAUGGCGAGAAACACAGCAGCAGUAAAGAGGACGCCGUUAGCGAGAUGCAGGAGAAGCGCAGCAGCCUGCAGGACAGGCACCCUGAAGAGACCAAAACCUUCAGGAGCGCUGACUACAACAAGCAAGGUGGCGUAACAAAUACUAACAACGAAGCAGGGGGAGUGGGGAGGAGGUAUGCCCAAGCCCAAGAUAGCCAUGAAAAGCAUCUCAACGAGAUACUGGUGAAACGCAUCCAGCCUGAGAAGCAGGGGAAGCACACGACGACACAGAAUCAAGCAGCCAGCAGCAUGGAGAGGCGUAAUAAGAAGCAUUUUGAGGUCGGCAGCCAUAGCAAGCAAGAGAAGCAGCAGCAGGACAAGCAGUAUGAGAGGUACACUAACGCCAACGUCAGCCUGCAGGGGAAGCACUCCUUGGUGGAGGAAAAGUAUGAGAUGAGGUAUAUGCUGCCAGAAAAGCAGAUUACCACCAUCAAAGCGGCAAAUAACUACGGUAGAGAAAAGCAUACCAAAUACUUUGCUAGUAGGGAGAAUCAGAAUCAUGAAGCUGCUGCUGCUGCCAGCAUACAAGUGGUAAAGAAGAAAUUUAAGUUUGUCCAUGGGGACGACAUACGGAUCGUUUUAAUUCCAGAAAGCUGCAGCCUGUUGCAUGUGAUGGACAUCGCUCGGUACAAGUACAACCCACACCUCAAGUCGUUCCUUCUGAAAUUUAUGGACAAAGAGGGGGACCUGGUGACCAUCACCUCCACCGAAGAUUUAAGGUGGGUCGAGGACCUCUACCCGCAAGUCCCGGUGCGGCUGCAUAUAAAAGAGGUGAGUCCCGAGCGGGAGAUCACUAGGGACCUGAUGUCCUCCUCUUUCGCGGAACACCGAGAGCAGAACCAUUACAGCAGCACCUCCCACGACUAUGAGUGUGGAAGCUCGAGGAAGGAAGCAGACGAACGGAAUAAUCCUCCCUGCACCACCGAUGACUGGAUGAUGCAGUUCGCUCGCCUGUUCAAGAACCACGCUGGCUUCGAUUCUGAUGCAUGCGUGGAUCUCCAUGACCUUGGCAUCCGGCUGUACUACGAGGCGAUGGAGGACACCAUCACAAGUGAAGAAGCGCAGGAGAUAUUCCAAGCAGCAGAGGCCAAGUUUCAGGAAAUGGCGGCGCUGGCAUUGUUCAACUGGGGUAACGUCCACAUGUCCCGUGCAAGGAAGCGACUGAUUUUAUCUGAGGAUACCUCUAAGGAGUCCAUACUUGCCCAGGUGAAGUCAGCGUACGAAUGGGCCUGCACUGAGUAUGUCAAGGCUGGGAAGAAGUUCGAAGAUUCUGUGGAUGUGAAGCCGGACUUUUAUGAAGGGCUUAUUGCGCUCGGGCAGCAACAGUUUGAGCAAGCCAAGCUUUCUUGGCGUUACGCUGAUACGUGCAAAGUAGACAUGGGAACCGAAGUGUUAGAACUUUUCAACCAUGCUGAAGACAACAUGGAAAAGGGAAUGGAGAUGUGGGAAGGGAUCGAGUAUCUGCGAGUCAAAGGGUUGUCUAAGUCAAGGAUGGGGAAGAUCGUAGUGGAUAAACUGGGUCUCAAUGAGCAGAGAAAAGAUUUAUCUCCGGAUGAAGCCUUUGAACAGGCCUCAAACAUGCGCUCGCAGCUAAACAUUUCAUGGGGCACCAUUCUUUAUGAACGCUCAGUAGUAGAAUUCAAGUUAGGACUCUCUAGCUGGGAGGAGAGUCUUCAAGAAGCCAUUGAAAAAUUUAAGACCGGAGGAGCUUCGGUAGCAGACAUCAGUGUGAUGGUAAAGAAUCACUGUGUCAACGGAAACAAUCAAGAAGGAUUAAGCUUCAACAUUGAUGAGAUAGUCCAAGCAUGGAACGAAAUGUACGAUGCUAAAAAGUUAAAAAAUGGUAGUUCUUCUUUCCGGCUCGAACCUAUAUUUCGAAGGAGGCCUUCAAAGCUGCAUAAUAUACUAGAGCACAUACACUACACGUGA
Molecule: messenger RNA, 2739 nt
Organism: Miscanthus lutarioriparius
Lineage: Eukaryota; Viridiplantae; Streptophyta; Magnoliopsida; Poales; Poaceae
Source: the annotation of a GenBank genome assembly